Messenger RNA from Arachis stenosperma, 783 nucleotides. RefSeq lists its product as uncharacterized. NCBI's taxonomy places the organism in Eukaryota, Viridiplantae, Streptophyta, Magnoliopsida, Fabales, Fabaceae. The transcript is spliced from 5 exons. The record is from RefSeq and is a predicted model, not a curated record. The coding region runs from base 1 to 783 and encodes 260 amino acids.
AUGGCUUGCGACAAGCUCCGUGUUGUUGGAAAUAAUGGUGAUGCAAUUAACAAAUUCAAACAGUACUUGUACAAGUGCUUUCACAUGAAAGACUUAGGGCGCCUGAAAUAUUUUUUGGGGGUUGAAGUUGCCCAAUCUUCCAAGGGAAUCUGUGCCAGCGGAAAUAUGCCUUGGACAUCAUCACUGAAGCAGGUUUGCUGGCUGUUAAGCCCGCAGCUACUCCGUGUGAGGAAAAUCACCGGUUGGCAUCCGCUGCUGGCCCUGUUCUCUCUGAUCCUAGCAUGUAUCGCCACCUCGUUGGAAGACUCAUAUAUUUGUGCUUCACCAGACCUGAUAUCGCCUAUAGUGUUCAUAUUUUGUCCCAGUUUAUGCAGAACCCAUGUACUGAACAUUGGCACGCCGCUUUAUAGGGUGGUUCAUUUAAUUCGGUACCGCCCCUAUCUCGUGGAAACACAGAAACAACAAACGGUCUCCGCCUCUUCUGCUGAAGCUGAGUACCGCUCAAAGGCCAAGACAACCAGAGAAUUAAUAUGGAUAAAGGAUAUACUGUCCUCGUUGCACGUGUCGCAUCCUGCUCCCAUUCGCUUACAUUGCGACAGUCAAGUGUCGCUUCAUAUUGCUAAAAAUCCAGUCUUUCACGAACAGCUGAGGAAGCGCCAUAGGAUUUAUGGUAACAAUGCUCGUGAGGAGGAUUACGAGCUUGGUGCUCCUGAUUCUGAUGAGAGGACUUGCCCUCCUUCUUCCCGUACUGAUGCUGCCGGGAAGGCUCCAGAUCUUGGUUAA